AUGGGAGAAACUGCUUUUGUGCUGUUGGUGCUUGUGCUUUUUUGUAUUGUAGGAUCAGUACAUAAAUCACAUCAUGAAAGAAACAGGGCUUCACAACAACCUCUACACCUAUACCUCACAAGUAUGCAUUUAAAGAGCCUAGAAGCUGCAAAAGUUUUGGCAGAGAACCUCCUGAAUACAAUAGCAGCAGAGUUUGGUGCUUCCAGAAUUUCUUCUUCAAAAGUAUAUGGUGCUGUUCCACCUCCUCAGCAGUUGUUAACUGGUGUCGAUACCUCAGGAGCAAGAUCGGAUGUCCAUUCUACUUUAGGGCCUAAUGUGUUAGCAGGAGCUUCACAUUCCUUUGCAUCUACUGGAGUUAUUGCUCCCAUUGUUGCUCCUGCAGUGACGCUACAAUCUGGGUCUCCAACAUAUUCUGGGGUUCUACCACCCAAUAACAUGACCUAUCCUGUUCCACCAGUAAAUGGUGGGACAUUUUACAGUGGCUAUGGAGACAUUUAUCCCCAAGCAACUCCAUUACAGCAGGUGGCAUUCACACUCAAACAUGCCUCAUCGUCGACAACUCAGGUAGUUCCAGUAACGUCCACAUUAACAAGCACGGUGAUAAAGGCGAACUCAAGCUUGGAUGUGGAGAUGGAUAAACGUUCCAGAAGGAAAUUCCAGGAACUACCAGUUUCCAAGGCUCCAAUAACAGAAACUCAGAACUCACAACAGGGGCCCAAAUUUGUUAAGACAGGUUUAGAUAGUUUAGGUGACAUUAGCGGUUCAUCAAUUGCACCUCCAAAGAAAGUUCAGCCGGGACCAAAUGGAAUGCUUCUACCUGACCAAGCGGAUAUGCCAUCGCAUUUCUCUCUAUCCAAUAAUAUGCCACCGCCACCCCCAAAGAGCAUGCUGCCUCCAUCCAAAAAUAUGCCACCUCCACCACCCAGGAGCAUGCCUCCACCGCCACCCAAAUUUCCUUCAAAUGAGAUAUUGUCAAGAAAUGAGAGCAAGACUUUCGUUUCAAAGGAGCUGAUGGCACCUCCAAGGGAUACAAGAUCAGUCUCGCCAUCUCAACUACUACCAAAGGAGCCUAAGGAGGAAAAGCCAAAAUGCGCACCUGUAUCUGACACCUUGCUGAAACUUAUGGAUUAUGGAGACGAAGAUGACGACGGCGAUAUUGAUCUCACAGACAGCAUACCUAAGGGCAAUCCAACUCCUUGUUCAGAGCAGAAACCAUCUUGGGCGCUUAUACGUCACUCCUUGAUUGUCUACAAUUGCAAUUGCAACUUGCAUAAUCUAUUGCCUCCCUUUAUUCCACAAUGGUAUACGGUAAAGCGAGAGGAGUUCUGCUUGGAGCAAGCGAGCAUGAUGCAAUCGCUACCCAGAACGGCGGCCGCGGUGUCGGUGUAUGCGCUGGUCGCCCUUAUUGCCGCCGGCGCCGCCGCGGCAGGAGGCGGCGAGCAGCCGCUGUCGAGGAUCGCCAUCCACCGCGCCACCGUCGAGCCCCAGCCGGGCGCCUUCGUCGACGCGUCGCCGGCCCUUCUCGGCCUGGAGUGGAAGGACAGAGAAUGGGUGACCGUCACAUACAGCAACCCAAAACCUUCGAAGGAUGACUGGAUUGGAGUCUUCUCUCCUGCUAAUUUCAACGAUUCCAUUUGUCCAUCAGAGAACCAAUGGGUGGAGGCCCCUCUUUUAUGCACAGCUCCUAUUAAGUUCCAAUUUGCAAACUACACAAGUCAUAACUAUGAACACACUGGAAAGGGAUCCUUGAGGCUGCAGCUGAUAAAUCAGAGAGAGGAUUUCUCAUUUGCAUUGUUCUCUGGAGGCCUCUUGAAUCCGAAGCUCAUUGCGCACUCAAAGAGUGUUACUUUCAUCAACCCAAAGGCUCCUGUGUACCCACGCCUAGCACAAGGAAAAUCCUGGAAUGAAAUGACAGUGACAUGGACAAGUGGCUAUUCUACCAAUGAGGCUACACCAUUUGUCAGAUGGGGCAUGCAAGGGCAAAUCCAAAUCCUUUCUCCUGCAGGCACCCUUACUUUUAGUCGCAACACCAUGUGUGGUCCUCCUGCAAGGACAGUUGGUUGGCGUGAUCCUGGUUUCAUACACACAAGUUUUCUCAGGGACUUAUGGCCUAAUUUCAUGUAUUCAUACCAAAUUGGGCAUCAGCUAUUUGAUGGUUCUAUUGUUUGGGGACAUCAGUAUAGCUUCAAAGCACCUCCUUAUCCUGGGGAAGACUCUUUGCAACGUGUUGUGAUUUUUGGGGAUAUGGGAAAGGCCGAGGUUGAUGGUUCAAAUGAGUUCAAUGACUUCGAGCCUGGUUCACUUAACACAACGAACCAGCUAAUAAAAGACUUGAAGAAUAUUGACAUGGUUUUCCAUAUUGGGGACAUCACAUAUGCCAAUGGCUAUCUGUCACAGUGGGAUCAAUUCACCGCACAGGUUGAACCCAUUGCUUCUACUGUGCCUUACAUGGUCGGGAGUGGUAACCACGAAAGAGAUUGGCCUGGAUCAGGGUCAUUCUAUGGGAACCUGGACUCCGGUGGCGAAUGUGGAGUACCAGCUCAGAAUAUGUUCUAUGUGCCAGCAAAAAACCGUGAGCAGUUCUGGUACUUGAUGGAUUAUGGGAUGUUCCGUUUCUGCGUAGCCAACACCGAGUUGGACUGGAGGCCAGGCACAGAGCAGUACAAGUUCAUCGAGCACUGCCUGUCGUCUGUUGAUCGGCAGAAACAGCCAUGGCUCAUCUUCCUCGCGCACCGCGUCCUUGGCUACUCGUCCGCCACCUUCUACGCCGACGAAGGAACAACCGAGGAGCCCAUGGGACGGGAGAGCCUCCAAUCACUCUGGCAGAAGUACAAGGUCGACAUUGCCAUGUACGGCCACGUCCACGGCUACGAACGAACCUGUCCAGUGUAUGAGAACGUGUGCGUGGCCAAGGGGUCGGACCGCUACACCGGCGCCUUCACGGCGACGACGCACGUCGUGGUCGGGGGCGGCGGCGCGAGCCUCGCCGACUACACGGCCGCCCGGGCGCGGUGGAGCCACGCGCGGGACCGCGACUUCGGCUUCGCGAAGCUGACGGCGUUCAACCACACGACGCUGCUGUUCGAGUACAAGAAGAGCCGGGACGGCAGCGUGCACGACCGCUUCACCGUCUCCCGCGACUACCGCGACGUCCUGGCCUGCGGCGUCGACAACUGCCCCAGCGCCACCUUGGCGUCUUAGAGUUCAUUCAUGUCGAUUUGAUUUGCUGUUCGCCCUUUGAAUUUUGAUAGAAUACACUGUCAAUUGAAGACCUGAGGACUAAUCUGUCAUUUCGUUUUUUGAAAAAGAUAUUUUUUUUGAGAUUGUUGAAAAA
Molecule: messenger RNA, 3334 nt
Organism: Panicum hallii
Lineage: Eukaryota; Viridiplantae; Streptophyta; Magnoliopsida; Poales; Poaceae
Product: probable inactive purple acid phosphatase 1
Exons: 17
Coding region: 1-3201 (1066 amino acids)
Molecular function (GO): acid phosphatase activity; metal ion binding
Source: RefSeq, a predicted model, not a curated record